This is a messenger RNA of Drosophila guanche, 4607 nucleotides long. It is a transcript of the gene ChT, whose product is annotated as high-affinity choline transporter 1. The coding region runs from base 802 to 2634 and encodes 610 amino acids. Gene Ontology annotation, molecular function: choline:sodium symporter activity. Gene Ontology annotation, biological process: choline transport; transmembrane transport; acetylcholine biosynthetic process. Gene Ontology annotation, cellular component: plasma membrane. Lineage: Eukaryota; Metazoa; Arthropoda; Insecta; Diptera; Drosophilidae. The transcript is spliced from 6 exons. The record is from RefSeq and is a predicted model, not a curated record.
CUCUAACCGUCAGCACGGAGGAACGGCUGAGCGUGGAAAUACAAUUUUUGAGUUUUAGAAUCCAUAGUCGGUCGAACUUUUGUUUAUCAAAAACCGCAUUUGAUUUGGCUUAGGGCACUAGAUUAAUUAGCUCAAUAUCGAUCCGGUUUCGGCCCACCUUGAAGUGCAAUUUGUAUGGGAAAUCGAAACCGACACCAAGACAGUCCUUCAGCGACGGCAUCUUUGGCUCGAAUUUAGCUUAGUUUGUGCGCGCAUUCGAAACGAAAUUGUUUAUAUAACUUCUCAGUGUGAGAGUGUGUCUGGUUUAAUGCGGCCAUCACGUGGUUUCUCAACAGACGGAGCACAUGUGCGGGUUACACUUUAAGACUCGUAACAGUCCGUCUCAGAAGACGUCCCUACGUUGGGGCGACUGCUGCCUCACAUAGAACGUGUGUUCUUGUGUGUCCUAAAACGUAUUCCUGGACACGUUUGAUUCCUAUUCCUAUUCCUGUAGACUUUACGCUCUUCCUGUGAUCCUGCAAUUAGACGGACUCCCAAAUCCGCUCGACUCAUUCCUCAGUGCAGGAAAUGUUGCAUAAGUUGAGGCGCAUUUGAUUGGCGCGCGCGCUUCAGGCGAGGAGGCUUCAGAUUCUGGGCGCACAAAGUGGCGUCUGCUUUUGAACUUGGCGUACAUAUUACACAGGCAGCAGCAAAAGCUAAAGGUCGCAUCCAUUUUGUGGUCGGUAAAUUAAUUUACACAAGCAGCGAGCAAACCGACUCGAUUACCAUAUCCAAGCCAAGGACUCAGGUCGAUAUCCAAGGAUGAUUAACGUCGCGGGCUUCGUGAGCAUUGCGCUCUUCUAUGGCCUUAUCCUAGUGGUGGGCAUUUGGGCUGGUCGCAAGAAGCAAUCCGGCAAUGAUUCCGAGGAGGAGGUGAUGCUCGCAGGACGCUCCAUUGGCUUGUUCGUGGGCAUCUUCACCAUGACGGCCACCUGGGUGGGUGGCGGCUAUAUCAAUGGCACCGCGGAGGCCAUCUACACAUCGGGUCUGGUGUGGUGCCAGGCGCCCUUUGGCUAUGCUCUCAGCUUGGUUUUCGGUGGCAUCUUCUUUGCCAAUCCCAUGCGCAAGCAGGGCUACGUCACCAUGCUGGAUCCUCUGCAGGACUCGUUUGGGGAGCGCAUGGGCGGACUGCUCUUUCUGCCCGCUCUCUGCGGUGAGGUCUUCUGGGCAGCUGGCAUUUUGGCUGCUCUGGGCGCCACUCUGUCGGUCAUCAUUGACAUGGAUCAUCGCACUUCGGUCAUUCUGUCCUCCUGCAUUGCCAUUUUCUACACACUCUUCGGUGGAUUGUAUUCCGUUGCCUACACGGAUGUCAUACAGCUCUUCUGCAUCUUCAUUGGCCUGUGGAUGUGCAUUCCCUUUGCCUGGACCAACGAGCAUGUGGGCAGCCUGAGCGACCUGGAGGUGGACUGGAUUGGGCACGUGGAGCCUAAAAAGCAUUGGCUAUACAUAGACUACGGUCUGCUGCUGGUUUUUGGUGGCAUUCCCUGGCAGGUUUACUUCCAGCGUGUGCUCUCCAGCAAGACAGCGGGACGGGCACAGCUGCUGUCCUACGUGGCUGCUGCUGGCUGCAUUCUGAUGGCCAUUCCACCGGUUCUCAUUGGUGCCAUUGCCAAGGCCACACCUUGGAAUGAGACUGAGUACAAGGGUCCCUAUCCCCUGACUGUGGAUGAGACGAGCAUGAUCCUGCCCAUGGUGCUGCAGUAUUUGACGCCUGAUUUUGUCUCCUUCUUUGGCCUGGGCGCCGUCUCUGCCGCUGUCAUGUCCUCUGCGGACUCCUCAGUGCUGUCUGCUGCCUCGAUGUUUGCACGCAACGUUUACAAAUUGAUUUUCCGUCAGAAGGCAUCCGAGAUGGAAAUCAUUUGGGUGAUGCGCGUGGCCAUCAUUGUCGUUGGCAUUCUAGCCACCAUAAUGGCACUCACAAUUCCCUCCAUCUAUGGCUUGUGGUCCAUGUGCUCGGAUCUGGUGUACGUCAUUCUGUUCCCCCAGCUGCUGAUGGUGGUGCACUUUAAGAAGCAUUGCAACACAUACGGCAGCCUGUCCGCCUACAUUGUGGCACUGGUUAUCCGCCUGUCGGGUGGCGAGGCCAUGCUGGGUCUGCCCGCGCUCAUCAAGUAUCCCGGCUACGAUGAGGAGACGCAGGAGCAAAUGUUCCCCUUCCGCACAAUGGCCAUGCUGCUCAGCCUCAUCACACUCAUCUCUGUCUCCUGGUGGACCAAAAUGAUGUUCGAGUCGGGCAAAUUGCCGCCCAGCUACGAUUAUUUCCGUUGUGUGGUCAACAUACCCGAGGAUGUGGUGCGCGUGGGCGAUCCCGCCGAGUCUGGCGAGCAGCUGUCGGUGAUGGCCGGUCCGCUGGCACGUUCUUAUGGUGCGGCCACCAUGGCGGGCAAAGACGAACGCAAUGGACGCAUCAAUCCUGCCCUGGAGUCCGAUGACGAUCUACCCGUGGCAGAGGCGCGCCGCCUCAACCAGCAGACGGCCCAAACGCAAGUCAAGAAGAUGCUGGACACGGCCACAGGCAGCGGCGGCGGACAGUUGAGUCAGUCCGGCAUGGGCAUGGCCAUGCCUACGCCAGAGCAGGACAAUACGGCUUUCUGAGUGCAGUGGGAUUAAGGCAACCAGUGAAUGGGAGGGCCGGGAGCCUGCAAGUAUGCUACACCUUUUCCCCAUUGAGUUUUUCCAUUUUUAGUUGCGCUUGUUAGGGAUCGACAGGAAUUGGCUGGUACAGAAAGUAUUUAAACACACAAGUGCUCAGGGUAUAAAAAGUGCAGAAAGCUGAACGUAAAACUUAAAUAUCAUUUAGCAAAACAUUUAUAAACAUUUAUCUCGUAUAGGUUUCCACAUGCUUAAAGCGUUACCAAAAUAUUUAUUCUAUGAUUUCUGUUGUUGACUUUUAUGUUGCGAGUAGAGAAAGUAUAAUUUUUAUGCGAAAAUCGAUUAACUCAAUACAUAUCAAAUGCAUUUUCCUACAAAGAAAAUUGCAUUCAAAUUUAGGAAAAAACUGCAAGGAGGCAAAAACUAUUUAUCGAUGGAAGAGUGGAGGCAAAACUUAGGCGCCUAGCAAUACGAAAUGGCAUAUAGCAUAUCGGUUCUACAUAAAGUAACUCGUACUAUACAGAUGCAUAUAAUGUAAGUCAUGUGUCCUUCCAGAACGAACAAAACUACAAACGAGAAACCACAAAACAAGUAUAAAUGCAAACGAAACAUAUCAAAAAAGCAAAACCCCAACCAAACCGAAAGGCGGAACUAAUAGACAUAUAUUAUAGCAAAAAAGGAAUACAUAUCAUUGGUGUAACUGUUGUUUUGUAAGCUACAUAUAUGUAUAGGUUAUGUGCAACAAAUAUAGUUGUCUAAGUGAGAAGCAUAUUGAGUUAUAUAGACAAAUGAAUUUUAGCUGCUCUCAAAGAGCAAAACCCAAACACACAAAAACAAGUACUCGUACAGAACAUACUCGUGCAGGAUACAUAUGUAAAAUGUUGCGUCGUAGUACCUAAAUACAUACCAUACAUAUAAAUAUAUACAUACACACAUACCCAUUGAUAUAUAGAAGAACAGGCACUGAAUUUAGAAAGAGAACAAUUCUAGUACACACACGCUGCCUAAAGAACCCCCAAAAACAUGAACCUGAAUCUGAACCUAAAACUAAAUCAUAACCAUAAAUAAACAUAAUGAUAUUUACAUAUAAUCGAGAGAUGUGCGUUGGUUCCUUCUGUUUUUUUGUUUGUCAUUUGUUAAAGUUACCGAAGUCCCCCCGUUGACAGAGCAAGAAGUAAACUAAAAGAAACUCAACUAAAUAUGCAUUAACUAACUUGAUAAAGUGUUAAAUCCCUCGUAUAUAACUAACUCACUUAAGUGUAGUAAAUGUUGACUGCUUUUUUGAUUGAGCCUCCGUAUGUUUGUUGUAUUGGGGUCAAAUGUUUUUAAACCUUUACAUACGCGAGUACUAAGUGGAACUGAGCUGAAGAAAAAGUGUUUGAGGCACACACAUACACAUACAUAUAGUAUAUACGAUAUAUCAUACCGAAAAUCUGUUCGUUGUUAUUGUUAUUAAAUCUAUUACUUCAGAUCUGAGUGUGUACAUUUCGAUAGAGUCCAAAUUUAAAUCCGUUCAAAACUCGUAUAAAGAUUAAACCCUUUAAUUUUCCUUGAAGAGUUCUUUCGUGCAGUUUAAUCCACGUUGUACAUACAUAAUCAAGUUACUUGAAUUGAAUUUGUAAUGUUACUAUCUUACUAUCAACCAAAAACUAAACUAAAACCACCAAACAAAUAAUUUAUGCAUUAAACGAGACGAUCCUGCUGCGAGUUGGCAUCCAAAAUAAACUACAACUAAAAACUAAAAACUAAAACAAACCCGAAUAACGAUACAUUUUGUUGUGCAAUUAGUUGAAAGGAUUUACACGUACGUUACGUUACUAUUACUGUUACUAUACCGGGCUAUCUAACCGAUUUCCCACAUAACUUUUAGUGGCAUUAUGUUAACCAAAGAACGAGUGGUAAGAUGUAGAAACCCUAAACCAAACGGAAUACAUAUCAAUGUUUUAAGCAAAGCAAACGUAAAUAACAAAAAAUCG